GAUCCAUUUUGUGACAAGAGCAGGAAAUUAAACGAUGAGAGAAACAGAGAAAAAUUGACAGUUUUUGUUCCACUGAAUCGUCUGAAACAAUCAAUAAAUUCAUUGUGAAGUAUUUUGUAGGUGAUAUUCUAGUCAGUAAAGAGGAAGUGAACAUCAACAGUUCUUGACAGGUGUUCAGUGGACUGUUCAGAUGAUGUCAUGGACUCCACAAAGGAUCUCAGUGGACAGACAGACACAGGGAAGGUCAAGAGUGUCAUUCAUGGAGAAUCUCCUGAAUCCAGCUGUGUGUCCAUGAAGAGUUACCAGUCAAUGAAUCAACCAUUUAAAUUCAGUUCAGGAGCCCCUUGUGCUGAUGUGAGUCAACUCCAUAUGAAGAGAUCAGACUCAACAGAGUCCAGCUGUGUGUCCAUGAAGAGUGACCAGUCUAUGGAAGUGCCAUUACAAUUAAAGGGUGAACACACAUCAACUAGUCUGAGUCAACUCCAUAUGAAGAGAUCAGACUCACCGGAGUCCAGCUGUGUGUCCAUGAAGAGUGACGCGUCUAUGGAAGUGCCAUUACAAUUUAAGGGUGAACACACAUCAACUAGUCUGAGUCAACUCCAUAUGAAGAGAUCAGACUCAACAGAGUCCAGCUGUGUGUCCAUGAAGAGAGACCGGUCUAUAGAUAAUCCACCUGAAUUCAGUUCAGGAGCCCCUUGUGCUGAUGUGAGUCAACUCCAUAUGAAGAGAUCAGACUCACCGGAGUCCAGCUGUGUGUCCAUGAAGAGUAACGCGUCUAUGGAAGUGCCAUUACAAUUAAAGGGUGAACACACAUCAACUAGUCUGAGUAAACUCCAUAUGAAGAGAUCAGACUCAACAGAGUCCAGAUGUGUGUCCAUGAAUAGAGACCGGUCUAUGGAUAAUCCACCUGAAUUCAGUUCAGAAACCCCUUGUGCUGAUGUGAGUCACUCGCAACAUGAAGUCCAAAGCACUUUCAAAUCCAAUCUGCUGAAGAAGUUUCAGUGUUUGUGUGAGGGAACAUCAAAGCAGGGAAACCCAACACUCCUGAAUGAGAUCUACACAGAGCUCUACAUCACAGAGAGUGAAAGAGGAGAGAUCAAUAAUGAACAUGAGGUGAGACAGAUUGAGACACAGUCCAGAAGAGCAACAACAGAGGACACACCAAUCAAAUGCAAUGACAUCUUCAAACCUUUACCUGGACAAGACAAGCCCAUCAGAACUGUGCUGACUAAGGGAGUCGCUGGCAUUGGAAAAACAGUCUCUGUGCAGAAGUUCAUUCUGGACUGGGCUGAAGGGAAAGCCAAUCAGGACGUCCACCUCAUAUUUCCACUUCCUUUCAGAGAACUCAAUUUGUUGAAGGACAAAAAACUCAGUCUUUCAGAUCUUAUUCAGCUUUUCUUCAAUGAAACAGAAGAAUUGGAAAUAUCCAGAGGUGAAUGUAAAGUUUCCUUCAUCUUUGAUGGUUUGGAUGAGUGCCGUCUGUCUCUGGAUUUUCAGAGCAAUGUGAGAUUGUGUGAUGUCACUGAAUCAGUCUCAUUGGAUGUGCUGCUGACAAACCUCAUCAAGGGGAAUCUGCUUCCCUCUGCUCUCAUCUGGAUCACCUCCAGACCAGCAGCAGCUGAUCUCAUCCCCUCUGAGUGUGUUGAUCGAGUGACAGAGGUACGAGGCUUCAAUGACCCACAGAAGGAGGAAUACUUCACGAAGAGAAUCAGAGAUCAGAGUCUGGCCAACAGAAUCAUCACACACCUGAAGUCAUCAAGGAGCCUCUUCAUCAUGUGUCACAUCCCAGUGUUCUGCUGGAUUUCAGCCACUGUUCUAGAGAGACUGUUGAGUGAAGCAGAUAGAGGAGAGAUCCCCAAGACUCUCACUCAAAUGUACACACACUUCCUGAUCAUUCAGACAAACAUCAAACAUGAGAAGGACUAUGAGAUGAAAAGUAAAGACAUAGUCAUGAUCCUCAAACUGGGGAAACUGGCUUUUAAUCAGCUUGUGAAAGGCAAUCUGAUCUUCUAUGAGGAAGACUUGAGAGAGUGUGACAUUGAUGUGAGAGAAGCAUCAGUGUACUCAGGAUUGUGCACUCAGAUCUUCAGAGAGGAGUUUGGGUUGUAUCAGGGGAAAGUGUUCUGCUUUGUUCAUCUGAGCAUUCAGGAACAUCUAGCAGCUCUAUAUGCGCACCUUUCCUUUACAAACAACAACAUGAAUGUGUUUGAACAAAUCACCAAACAAAGUCUGUUCUCAACAUUGUUUUACUUUUUUAAACAUUUUAAACAAAACUUUUCUAUGUUUCACCUGCAUCAGAGAGCUGUGGAUGAGACUUUAAAGAGUAAGAAUGGACAUCUGGACCUUUUCUUGCGUUUUCUUCUGGGUCUCUCAUUGGAGUCUAAUCACACUCUCUUACAAGAACUACCGACACAGACAGGAAGCUGCUCCUACAACAAAGAUGAAACAGUGAAAUACAUCAAGCAGAAGAUCAGCGAGAAUCACUCUCCAGAGAAAUCCAUCAAUCUGUUUCACUGUCUGAAUGAACUGGGUGAUGAUUCACUUGUGAAGGAGAUGCAAGAUUAUCUGAAAUCUGGAGAAAUAAAAGGAACAAAACUCUCUUCUUCACAGUGGUCAGCUGUAGUGUUUGUGUUGUUGACCUCAGAGCAGAAGAUGGAUGUGUUUGAUCUGAAACAGUUUAUUGGAGCACAAAAUAAAGCAGAUGAAGUUCUUCAGUAUCUGCUGCCUGUGAUUAAAGAAUCCAAAUCAGUUCAGUUGAGAGAUUGUGAUGUCACAGUUGAAGGUUGUGCUGCUCUGACUUCAGCUCUGGGAUCAAACCCCUCACACCUGAGACAACUGUAUCUGUCUGAUAAUAAACUGAGAGAUUCAGGAGUGAAGCUGCUCUCUGAUGUACUGAAGAAUCCUGACUGUAAACUGGAGAAACUGGAGUUGAGAGAUUGUGAUGUCACAGAUGAAGGUUGUGCUGCUCUGACUUCUGCUCUGAGAUUAAACCCCUCACACCUGAGACAACUGUAUCUGUCUGGGAAUAAACUAAGAGAUUCAGGAGUGAAGCUGCUCUCUGAUGUACUGAAGAAUCCUCACUGUAAACUGGAGAUACUGGAGUUGAGAGAUUGUGAUGUCACAGAUGAAGGUUGUGCUGCUCUGACUUCAGCUCUGAGAUCAAACCCCUCACACCUGAGAAAUCUGAAUCUGUCUGAGAAUAAACUAAGAGAUUCAGGAGUGAAGCUGCUCUCUGAUGUACUGAAGAAUCCUCACUGUAAACUGGAGAAACUGGAUUUGAGAUAUUGUCGUGUCACAGAUGAAGGUUGUGCUGCUCUGACUUCAGCUCUGAGAUCAAACCCCUCACACCUGAGACAACUGCAUCUGUCUGGGAAUAAACUAAGAGAUUCAGGAGUGAAGAUGCUCUCUGAUGUACUGAAGAAUCCUCACUGUAAACUGAAGACACUGAAGUUGAGUUAUUGUCGUGUCACAGAUGAAGGUUGUGCUGCUCUGACUUCAGCUCUGAGAUCAAACCCCUCACACCUGAGAAAACUGUAUCUGUAUGGGAAUAAUCUAGGAGAUUCAGGAGUGAAGCUGCUCUCUGAUCUAAAAGAUGAUCCAUAUUAUAAACUGGAGACACUGAUGAUUUAGAUGGACAUCUCUUUGAGAACUGAUCAUGAACAUGAUUGUGAAGAAAACAGAGAAGUCACAGUCAACAGAAUCAACAGAGACAAACUGACCUGACACACUAAUGUGUGUAACUUAUAUAAUUAUUCAGAACACCUGCUGAAGUGACAGUGAAACAGUGAAACCUUUUGUUUCUUCCUCAAGUGACUUUUAUGGGUCAAUGACAAAUAAAGAUGUCUAAAUUAUAAAAUGGGAAAAUCUUUUAAAACUCCAGUUUAAAACACAUGUAUCAAAUUUGUAUAAAUAUAUUCAUAUUGGUUUUGAAUACUUUUUUGACCUUUUAAUUUUUUUAGAUAACAUUUCAAACUUUUAAUGAGAAUUGUUUUCUUGUUUACAAUCUCCGAAUGUUUA
Molecule: messenger RNA, 4017 nt
Organism: Xyrauchen texanus (razorback sucker)
Lineage: Eukaryota; Metazoa; Chordata; Actinopteri; Cypriniformes; Catostomidae
Product: NACHT, LRR and PYD domains-containing protein 3-like
Exons: 15
Coding region: 199-3630 (1143 amino acids)
Molecular function (GO): protein binding
Source: RefSeq, a predicted model, not a curated record